Messenger RNA from Haemonchus placei, 114 nucleotides. Lineage: Eukaryota; Metazoa; Nematoda; Chromadorea; Rhabditida; Trichostrongylidae. The record is from the annotation of a GenBank genome assembly.
AUGGAUACCAAAAGGUCGCAUUACCGUAAAGAAGGUUCUCCACAACAGCUGCUAUGUCUGUCCAAAAGCAAAGGCAAAAUCCUAUGGGUUACCCGACUUCCCUGCGCAUCCUAA